AUGACUGAUGGCAACUCCAUGAACAACAGCUUUGGACCUUGCCCUGUCUUGCAAUUGCAGGUGACCAGUAAGAAGAUGAAUUAUAGUGGUUUGAAUGCCUCUUCUGAAGAACAUUUACUAUCCAAGGGAACCACAGAAAGACUCAACACAAGCUUUGGAGAAGGCUUCAUUUUGGUGGGCUUCUCAGAUUGGCCUAAACUGGAACAAUCCCUUUUUGUGUUUAUUACAAUUUUCUACUCUCUCACUCUCUUUGGCAACACCGCUAUCAUCAUUCUCUCCUAUCUGGAUGUUCGGCUGCACACACCCAUGUACUUUUUCCUCUGUCAUCUCUCCUUCCUGGACCUCUGCUACACCACCAGCACUGUGCCACAGCUUCUCAUCAACCUUCACGGAUCUGACCGGACCAUCACCUAUGGAGGCUGUGUGGCUCAGCUUUUCAUCUCUCUUGCCUUGGGCUCCACUGAGUGUCUACUCUUGGUGGUAAUGGCCUUUGAUCGCUAUGCUGCUGUCUGCAGACCACUCCACUAUACAACCAUUAUGCACCCUCGUCUCUGCCAGACACUUGCUGCCAUCUCCUGGCUGGGAGGAUUCAUGAAUUCUCUAGUUCAGACCGGCCUCAUGAUGGCCAUGCCCCUCUGUGGCCUUCAUUGCCUGAAUCACUUCUUCUGUGAGAUGCCUGUGUUCUUGAAGCUGGCUUGUGAGGACACACAAGGGACAGAAGUGAAGAUGUUUGUGGCACGAGUCAUCAUUUUAGUGGUUCCUGUAUCACUGAUUCUAGUCUCCUAUGUAUACAUUGCUCAGGCAGUGCUGAAGGUUAACUCAAUUGCUGGACAGAGAAAGGCUUUUGGGACUUGUGGAUCCCACCUCUUAGUGGUUUCCCUUUUUUAUGGCUCAGCCAUCUACACAUACCUCCAACCCACAAGUAGUUAUUCUCAGGGUGAAGGGAAGUUUGUGGCUCUUUUUUAUACCAUAGUCACCCCCAUGCUUAAUCCUGUGAUUUAUACUUUGAGGAAUAAAGAUGUGAAGGGGGCUCUGAGGAAGGUCAUAGGGAAAGGGAGAGAUUAA
Molecule: messenger RNA, 1065 nt
Organism: Elephantulus edwardii (Cape elephant shrew)
Lineage: Eukaryota; Metazoa; Chordata; Mammalia; Macroscelidea; Macroscelididae
Product: olfactory receptor 2Y1-like
Exons: 2
Coding region: 1-1065 (354 amino acids)
Biological process (GO): G protein-coupled receptor signaling pathway
Cellular component (GO): membrane
Molecular function (GO): G protein-coupled receptor activity; olfactory receptor activity
Source: RefSeq, a predicted model, not a curated record